AUGAUCAGUGAAACUAUUAUUGCUCUUAUUAUUAUCGGCUGUACAGCUAAUAAAGAAAGAAUUAUUUAUAAGGAUGGUGUUUUUUCAAAUGGAUAUCAAGCCAAAGAAUCUACUGGAUAUAUUUCUACUACUUCAGAGUAUCACAACCAAAUUGUUAUUUCAGUUACGUUAUCAAAAAAUAAAUAUGUUAACUUCAAAACUAAUUCAGUAACUGAUUUAUCUCCUUACAAAUACCUUUCAUUUAUUGUUUCUUGGGAACAAGAAGGAGUUAACCUUGGUCUUGCUGUUUCUAUUGGAAAUGAUGAUUCAAUGAAACAAAUUCCAGUAACUUCAGGAAUGUCUGUUAAUAAGCUUAACCGUGUAUAUGUUGAUAUUUCUUCAUUAACAGCUAAUUCAACUAAAGACAGCCUUGUUAGAAUUUUCAAAACAGAUAAAACAGAUUCAUCUAUUUACUUUAAUGAUAUUAAAUUUACUGAAGAAAAAGGAACAGAAGGAAUUUAUUCAUUCUCAACUGAUAUGGAUGAAACUGAUGGAACUAAAACCUGUUUCAUUGUUUUAUUUAUUGCCAUGCUAUUUAUGGCUCUAUAA
Molecule: messenger RNA, 588 nt
Organism: Entamoeba dispar SAW760
Lineage: Eukaryota; Evosea; Mastigamoebida; Endamoebidae
Exons: 1
Coding region: 1-588 (195 amino acids)
Source: RefSeq, a predicted model, not a curated record